AACCUGUGGGCUAAGUGGACAUGGUAAUGACACUGGAGGAGAUCAGGAAAGUGCAUGUCUCCUGGCCAAGUGACCCAAGUCAGAAAGGCGAUUGUGGGGAAGGUGUUAUUGUUUUAGUGGGCGUAGCAAAGGGUGGAUCAGGCAGCCAGACUUGGUAAAUUGUUAUUUACAGUUUCUGAGCUUUUAAAAGAAGAGCAUCCCCAGAAUCGGUCCUGAUUCCAGACCUUCAGCACCAUGGUGGCUCUGGGAGCACUGCUGUCCCUGCUCCUCCUCGGGGCCCAGGCCCAGCACAGGUCCAAGUGGACCUACUCAGAGGGGGCGCUGGAUGAAGCGCACUGGUCGACCGAGUACCCCACCUGCGGGGGGCAGAGACAGUCGCCCAUCAACCUGCAGAGGAAGAAGGUGCAGUACAACCCCUCCCUGACGGCUCUGACCCUGGUGGGCUACGACGACCAGGAGAGCGAGUUCCCCAUGACCAACAACGGCCACACAGUGCAGAUCAGCCUGCCCCACACCAUGUACAUGACGGCCCCUGAUGGCACCAAGUACAUAGCGGAGCAGAUGCACUUCCACUGGGGCGGCGCGUCCUCGGAGAUCAGUGGCUCUGAGCACACCAUUGACGGGAUCAGAUAUGCGACUGAGAUUCACGUUGUUCACUACAAUUCUAAAUACGAGAGCUAUGAUAUAGCCCAGAAUGAACCAGAUGGUUUGGCUGUGCUGGCAGCCCUCACUGAGGUCAGUGAUUACGCUGAGAACACUUAUUACAGCAAGUUCAUGUCCCACUUGGAUGAGAUCAGAUAUGCAGGACAAAGCACAGUUCUGAGUGGUCUUGACGUUAAGGACAUGCUACCUACGAACCUCCACUACUACUACAGCUACCAGGGGUCACUCACCACUCCUCCCUGUACCGAGAAUGUCCACUGGUUCGUGCUGGCAGAUCAUGUCAAGCUCUCCGAGGCACAGAUUUUGAAGCUAGAGAACUCUUUAUUGGAUCAUCAGAACAAGACCCUCAACAAUGGUUACCGCAGUACCCAGGCCCUGAAUGACAGAGUGGUGGAAACCAACUUCAUGUAUCUCUCUAAUCAGGAGUCUGUUCUAGGCUCUGAACUCCAGUCUUACCUAAGCAAGAUCAACAAUAACCUUGAAUACUUUAGAAGAUUAAUUGAACAGAAGAAGGGGAAGAGAAAGAGCAAAUAUUAACGAGCUUGAAGCAUGAGCUAGGACAGGAAGUGGCUGCCCCCCUGAGCCCACGCCCUGCCCUGUCGCCAAUAAAUCCUUUGUCCAGAUGGCUAUACUCCCCCUGAAGCACCUGUUGAAUUUCUGACUACACCAAGGGGAAACCAUCAUCCAUGAAAGGAAGUGAGAGGGUUUAAAUGUAUGAGAAGAGAAAUGUAUGAGUUAGAAAACACCAGUGGAAAUUGACUGGAAUAGAAAUUUAAAAGGCUAACUC
This is a messenger RNA of Ceratotherium simum simum (southern white rhinoceros), 1450 nucleotides long. It is a transcript of the gene CA6, whose product is annotated as carbonic anhydrase 6. The record is from RefSeq and is a predicted model, not a curated record. NCBI's taxonomy places the organism in Eukaryota, Metazoa, Chordata, Mammalia, Perissodactyla, Rhinocerotidae. Gene Ontology annotation, molecular function: zinc ion binding; carbonate dehydratase activity.